CAUCCCCAGAAUAAAGACAGACCCAGGGUAGCUCACAGCAUCCCUCACCCGGCUGCUUGUACGGACCCUUCUCUUAUCACUUCCACUUCGCUGUGGUCCCGGGAAUGGAUUGUUACUCUUUAUAUUCUAUGCAAGGACACGCUGUCUGCAUUUUGAGCUUCUACGUGAUCCACAUGUUAAUGCAUAUGCCUAGAUUUUAAUUUUGAAAUCCAACCAUGAAGAGGUUUGAAAGUACAGACAUGGAUCGGUCCGUCACCUCAGAGACCACAUUAACACUGGAGACUGAGGACUACCUGAGCGAGGAUGAGAACCCCCAGCCAGUCAAAACCCCCAAGAACAAACCCAAAAGCAUGCUCCUGGGAAAUGCCUUUGGGAAUAAGGAGAAAGACAGCAGCAAAGCACCCAUGGAUACAGUUUGCCAAGAAGAAAGGGCAGCAGUGAAAGUGAGGGUUAACGUCAAUUUCGACCGGAUAACUUCUGGAGAUGCUGCUAUGAGCAGUAAGGACCGCUACCCACAUGGCAGGUUUGAUAUGAAAACACUGUUUGCUGCUGUUGCCUCUGGAGAUGUGUCCCAACUGGAGGGAUUGUAUGAAUAUCUGAGGAAGAACCAGAAACGCCUCACAGAUUCAGACUUUAUAGAUUGUAGCAAUGGGAAAACCUGCUUACUGAAGGCUCUGCUAAACCUGAAGAAAGGAAGAAACGAUACAAUCGAGCUGCUGCUUGAUAUCGCCGAAAAAACGGACGACUUGCCAAAGCUUGUGAACUCAGUAUAUACUGACUGCUACUUCAAAGGACAGUCAGCAAUCCAUAUUGCUAUAGAGAGAAGGAGCAAGUACUAUGUGGAGCUACUGGUAUCAAAGGGAGCCAACGUUCAAGGCAAAGCCAGCGGGAAAUUCUUCCAACAAAAGAAGGGGAAUGGCUUUUAUUUUGGUGAGUUUCCCUUAUCCUUGGCUGCCUGUACUAACCAACUGGACAUCGUGACAUUCCUGAUGGUAAAUCCCUAUCAAAAAGCCGACAUCACAGCCCAGGACUCCAUUGGGAAUAUGGUUCUGCACGUGCUGGUCACCAUUGCUGACAAUACUCCAGAGAACACCAACUUCGUCACCAUGAUGUACGAUGCGAUUCUGCUGCGGGCUGCCAAGCUUCACCCAAAGCUUUGUCUGGAAGACAUUGCCAAUAAUGAAGGACUGACUCCAUUAAAGCUUGCAGCAAAGACCGGGAAGAUUGGGAUCUUCAGGCACAUUAUCAGGCGAGAGAUCGACGAUAAGGAGUGCAGACACCUGUCCAGGAAGUUUACAGAAUGGGUGUACGGACCAGUGCAUUCAUCUCUGUAUGACAUGAACAGCAUCGACUCCUACGAGGACAACUCGGUGCUGGAAAUCAUUGCGCACGGUUGUGAAAUACCAAAUCGACAUGAGUUACUGCAACUGGAGCCUCUCAAUAAACUCCUGCAGGAGAAAUGGGACAGAUUCGCUGGCUUUAUGUUUUACUUUGAUUUUUUCUGCUAUGUUGUGUACCUGGUCAUAUUUACAACUGUUUCCUACUACAGACUGGAAGGAAAGCCUCCUUUUGAAAUCGAGGCCAGUGUGAGUGGAAAAUUGCGUCUUGCUGGACAACUGAUAAGUGUUGCAGGAGCUCUUUAUUUUUUCUUCAAAGGGAUUAAAGACUUUGUCAUUAAGCGUCCAACAUUUCAGAGUUUAUUGCUAGACGGCUAUUGUGAUAUUCUUUUUUUUUUGCAGGCGCUCAUGUUCCUCACCUCCUCUGUGCUGUAUACCUCUGGCAUGGAAGAGUAUGUCGCUCUGCUGGUCCUGUCUCAGGCUCUUGGCUGGAUCAACUUGCUUUACUUCUCCAGAGGGUUCCAGCACAUGGGCAUCUACAGUGUUAUGAUACAGAAGAUGAUCCUGAGAGAUAUUAUGCGCUUUCUGUUUGUCUACAUGGUGUUCCUCUUUGGGUUUUCUACAGCCUUGGUGACCUUGAUUGAAGACGAUCCACCUCAAGGACAAAACGCAACUGAAGGAAGUAAACAGCAAGACUGCAAAAGAGAAACAUACAACAAUAUCUAUUUCACCACCAUGGAGCUGUUCAAGUUUACCAUUGGAAUGGGCGACCUGGAAUUCACCGGACAAUACAAGUUCAAGUUUGUCUUUUACUCCCUGCUCAUCUGUUACAUCAUCUUGACCUACGUUCUCCUGAUCAACAUGCUGAUCGCGCUGAUGGGAGAGACCGUGGACAAGAUUUCGAAGGAAAGCAAGAGCAUUUGGAAGCUUCAGAGAGCCAUCACAAUUUUGAACCUCGAGAAAAGAUUGCCCAACUGCCUGAAGACCAAACUACGAUCAGGAGUGAUAAAGGAGCUUGGUCUCACCGCUGGAGAAGACAGCAGGAGGUGUUUCAGAGUUGAGGAAGUGAACUGGACUCACUGGAACUGCAAUCUGGGCAUCAUUAACGAGGAUCCUGGACACGGGACGGGUCCGAGUAUCACUUCUCCAGAACCAACACCUAGGACUAGAGAGCGGAGCUGGCGCAGAAUAAUUCCAGUGUUGAGGCAGCUGAAUCAGGAGCUGCGCCCCCCUGGGAACCAGCAGCAGCAGCAGGAGGAGGAGGAGGAGAUGCUAACCAUCCGUGCCUCCUCGUCACAGAGCGAGCACAGAGACUAGCUGGGACUGUGUUUCCACUGCACCGUCUCAAACGGUUUUGAUACACUCCAUCAGCCUUAAAAGUCACUUUGGGUACCACAAUACCACUACUGUACAGACACCCAGUAUUCACUGUCAGAUAACUUAGAAGUACCAAGCUUUGCAUGACCUGAAUGGACCCAUGUCCCAAUAUAGGCGAUCUAGGAGAACUGUUUUUAGAAGGUGUUUUUUUUUUUUACUGUCUUAUGGUCCUGGUUUCUGUUGCAGCAAUAUUGAGUUCUUAUUCCCUUUGUCUUUACCUGGCUUUGAGCUUGUCUGGAGAAUCCCAAGUUGCAGGAUUCAUAUCAUGGGACAAUGCCACUCUGUCAGCCCCACCUACUUCCUCACCAGAGAGGUGGGACCAGCAGUGUGGAAUCACAUUGCCACUUGAGUUGAACACGGCAGAAUGUUCAAUGCAGACACUUUGGAUACAUCAGAUAAGAUCAAAGCCAGUCCGGUAUUUACAAUGUUUGAAAUAGAGGAUGGUCUCCGGUUUACAUCCAUUCAGUGUUGUAGAGAGGACAGUAUGUGACAUUUCUACUUACCAUUCAAAUCCAGUUAGGGUGAGAUACAGCUUUUGGCAUUUUAUAUAAAUUCAACACAGAUGAUUUCUCUGCAACAAAUAAUAAAAUUAGCAUUGUAUUUGCACUCAAUUAUCAAAUAACAUUUGAUCUACUCAUAAUUCUGUCUAAACAGGAAAUGUUUAUGUCUGCCUGUAUAUAAUAUGUAAUAUGUGAUGCAAAUAAAAUGAAUAGGAUUGAAUACAUCUUUAUUUAUUUCUGCUCAUUUUUUGUUGUUUUAUUUAUUUAUUUUUAAAUCUUCUAUACCUCAUAUAGAGGCUAUCUAGAUGCAUCGAAUUUUCAUGAAAACAUAUGGCAUGGCCAAAGAAAAGCAAAACAGCACCCUCUCCUGGUCAAAUUCACUGAAAUAUAUUAGCAAAUACCA
Molecule: messenger RNA, 3617 nt
Organism: Polyodon spathula (Mississippi paddlefish)
Lineage: Eukaryota; Metazoa; Chordata; Actinopteri; Acipenseriformes; Polyodontidae
Gene: trpv1
Product: transient receptor potential cation channel, subfamily V, member 1
Exons: 16
Coding region: 216-2654 (812 amino acids)
Biological process (GO): calcium ion import across plasma membrane
Cellular component (GO): membrane
Molecular function (GO): calcium channel activity; protein binding
Source: RefSeq, a predicted model, not a curated record